Messenger RNA from Letharia columbiana, 885 nucleotides. RefSeq lists its product as uncharacterized. NCBI's taxonomy places the organism in Eukaryota, Fungi, Ascomycota, Lecanoromycetes, Lecanorales, Parmeliaceae. Bases 1 to 885 code for a protein of 294 amino acids. The record is from RefSeq and is a predicted model, not a curated record. Gene Ontology annotation, molecular function: ATP-dependent FeS chaperone activity; 4 iron, 4 sulfur cluster binding; ATP binding. Gene Ontology annotation, cellular component: mitochondrion. The transcript is spliced from 3 exons. Gene Ontology annotation, biological process: mitochondrial respiratory chain complex I assembly; iron-sulfur cluster assembly.
AUGACAAAGAGGCUCCUCUCCACUUCCCUCAGAGCCCUAAGCCAUGAGAACCCAUUGGGCCUCCCACGCACCGGCGCGCCCCCCGAGCUCCCCCGCCGCCAGCGCGGCCUGCCCGAAAAACGCAACAUACGCGAUGUCCGCAAGGUGAUAGCCGUCUCGUCCGCGAAAGGCGGGGUGGGGAAAUCGACAAUCGCCGUCAAUCUCGCGUUGGCGUUCGCCAGACGUGGCCAUCGCAGCGGGGUGCUGGAUACGGAUAUUUUCGGCCCGAGUAUACCCACGCUGUUGAAUCUGAGAGGGGAGCCGAGGCUGAGUGCUAACGAUCAAUUGAUCCCGCUCUCGAAUUAUGGCGUCAAAUCCAUGUCAAUGGGCUACCUCGUCGACGAAAAAGCACCGGUCGUGUGGCGCGGUCUCAUGGUCAUGAAAGCCUUGCAACAGCUCCUGCACGAAGUCGAAUGGGGCGGUCUGGACAUACUGGUCUUGGACCUGCCGCCAGGGACGGGGGAUACGCAACUGACGAUCACCCAGCAGAUCAAGCUCGAUGGCGCCGUCAUCGUGUCGACGCCGCAAGAUAUCGCUCUCAAAGAUGCCGUGAAGGGGAUUUCCAUGUUCCGGAAGGUCUCGGUGCCGAUCUUGGGCAUGGUGCAGAAUAUGUCCGUCUUCAGUUGCCCGAAUUGCGGUCAUAGUACGCAUAUUUUUGGUUCGGAGGGUGUUGCGAGGACGUGCGAGAGUCAUGAUAUUGAGCUAUUAGGAGACAUACCGCUUGAUGCGAGGAUAUGUGAUGAUGCAGAUCGAGGGAAGCCUACUGUAGUUGCAGAGCCUGAAAGUGCAAGGGGCGCGGCGUUCAUGGGCAUUGCGGACAUUAUUGGAAGGAAGAUAGAUCUCUAA